CAAUUUCAAUCCAACCCGUUAAACUGUGCAUCAUGUCAGCUGAGUGUCCGCCUAUGUUAGCUCUUCCUGUGGAAGUAUUGGAACACAUCUUUUCAUUUCUGCGCCUGAAUGAUCGUAAGGCAGCUUCGCUGGUAUGCCACUUAUGGAACGAAUUGGCCUUCAGUCGUCGAUUUAUGGGCAACGUACGGCUCAGACUCUUCGAUUAUUCCCGACAGGGAAGUUACCUUCGGAAAAGCUCCCGCCAAUACCGAAAUUUGAUCACCGAGGAGCUUACUGAAUCCAUCACGUGUUUUUGGGAGUUGUACGUUGAACGGUUGGAGAGCUUCGAAAGUGGUCAGUACUUGUACGAAGACCAACUGUGGGACUUGCUGAAACGCGCGCCGAAACUUCGACAGUUAUCAGCGGAAUCAGUCGUAAAAACCAAAACAUUGAACCCAGAAUGGAGCAACCUCUGUUUUCCGGCGAUGAAUCAUUUGCAAGAAAUGAGGAUAUUAUCAGAGUUUGUUCCGGUAACGGUGGUCGCCAUGCUGCACAGCCUGGCUCCACAGUUGAAGAGUUUAUGUUUAGCGAGGGAAGUCUGUACCCAUAUCAUUGAUCUUCAAUUUCCACUGGUGGAAGUUCUGGAGCUGGUUGGAUUGUAUUAUAAAAAACAAUCAAUUGCGAAAUUCUUGUGCGGGUUCAAAUCUCUAAAAGAAAUUUACAUGAAGUGCAGUGUUUUGAAUUCAGAGCUGGAUGCCAUAACGAACACAUAUCCAAACAUUACGAAACUGUGUUUGACCACAACUAAUUUGAAUCCAAAUGCAUUCUGUUUUUUGGAGCGACUGAAAAGUCUAAAGACAUUAAGUGUUCUUGGAAAAGUGGAUUCACGAUUCAUUCUACCAUGCAAACCUUUGAAGAGUGUUAAGCAGUUUACCAUAGAGGAGCUCUCCCCUGGACACCUGGCAUGUGACAUGAAAAGUCUGAAGCAGCUACUACCGAACGUGAUCGAUUUGAAAAUUACGCGUUUACAAAAUGAUGCCUGUGUUCUGAGCUCGCUACGACAAAACUUUUCUCAUCUCAAGCGACUAAGUUUAAAUGACAAUACGCACCACGAUCCAGAAAGUGAUCUUUUAGAAAACUUCAAAAGUUUAGAAGAGCUUACGCUUGGGAAGCGUACUCCGAGUACGUAUUUGAUAUCAAACAAAUGCCUAACUCGAUUGAAACUGGUUCAAUUUUGGUUAACGAAAAGGAUGCUGCGAGAUAUUUUAGAAGUUUAUCCAAAUCUUAAAUAUCUUGAGCUAAUAGAUUGUAUGUAUGACAUGCAGGAUAUUGAUUACAGAUGGAUACCGAAGUUUCCAUCGGCACUGACGGAAAAGAUCCAAAUAGUUGUUACCACAGAAGACCCGAGUAUUAAUUAUUAAGUUUAUUAUACAAAUGAAAUAAAUGAAUCUAUUAUUGAAAUCUUAA
Armigeres subalbatus is the source of this 1446-nucleotide messenger RNA. RefSeq lists its product as uncharacterized. Bases 33 to 1400 code for a protein of 455 amino acids. The record is from RefSeq and is a predicted model, not a curated record. NCBI's taxonomy places the organism in Eukaryota, Metazoa, Arthropoda, Insecta, Diptera, Culicidae. Gene Ontology annotation, molecular function: protein binding. Gene Ontology annotation, cellular component: SCF ubiquitin ligase complex. Gene Ontology annotation, biological process: SCF-dependent proteasomal ubiquitin-dependent protein catabolic process. The transcript has a single exon.